Molecule: messenger RNA, 993 nt
Organism: Cercospora beticola
Lineage: Eukaryota; Fungi; Ascomycota; Dothideomycetes; Mycosphaerellales; Mycosphaerellaceae
Product: sulfotransferase family protein
Source: RefSeq, a predicted model, not a curated record
CCAAGUCAUUCCUGUCAACAUCACUUCUUGCAACCAUGAGUCUCUGGGAGUUCGUUUUCGGCUUCAGUGAAGAAACAAAACGCAAGUUUCCAGAACCUUUUGUCAACGCAAACAUCGACAGACACGGCCAUAAACGACAGGUCCCCAUGGAAGUCCUCUCCCUCGGAAUGGGCCGAACAGGCACAGCAUCAAUGAAAGCAGCUCUCACUCGCCUCGGCUACCCAACCUGCCACGGCUUCGACAUGCACGCCAACAAACGCGACGUCGUAAUGUGGGACCAAGCCUUCGAAGCAAAAUACCACAACGACAGGUCCCUCGAUCUAAACAAACCUGAUUUCUGGGAUCAACUCCUUGGCCACGUUUCCGCCACGACCGACACCCCAUGCAACGCUUUCGGCCCAGAACUCAUCAACGCAUAUCCUGAUGCAAAAGUCAUCCUCGUCGAACGAGAAAUCGAAUCCUGGUAUAAAUCUUUCGAACAAGCUCUGAUUCGCUCCGCGGAUCAUCCAUACGUUAUUCAGUUCUUUUGCUUGUUGGAUCCUUGGGGGAUGGGGUACUUCAAGAACUUGCAGAAACGAGGUUUCAUGCAAGGGCAGUUUCGUGCCAAUACUGCGGAUGAGUGGAGAGCAAAUGCUCGGCCAAUCUAUCGAGAACAUUAUGCUGAGAUUCGUGAGAUAUUGAAAGACCAGCCUGAGAGAUUGUUGAAUUAUCAGUUGGGUAGUGGAUGGAAGCCUUUGUGCGAGUUCUUGGGAAAGCCUGUGCCGAACGAGCCGUUUCCGAGGAUCAAUGAGAGUGCGAGUCAUGAUGAGUUUCAGCUUGUGGUUGCGAUGAUCACAAUGAGAAACGUUCUCAGGAAUAUCAUGCUGGUGACCUCGCCGGUAGUUGUGGCGCUUUUGGCAUGGCAUUAUUAUAAGGCUUAGAUGUAUCCAAUUGUAAGCAGGUUUGCAGAGCAUGAUGGAACCUGGUGUACGAAUGAGAAAACUUUCGAAGGAG